Molecule: messenger RNA, 1494 nt
Organism: Benincasa hispida (wax gourd)
Lineage: Eukaryota; Viridiplantae; Streptophyta; Magnoliopsida; Cucurbitales; Cucurbitaceae
Source: RefSeq, a predicted model, not a curated record
AUUUCUUGCUAGUUCGUUACAAUUCAACGUGAAUUUGGGCACAGGUGUCGAGUGUGGUAAGAGGUGGCAGAAUGCAUGGUUCUUAUCAACGCAAUGAUUUGCCCGCCGGUGGUUGGUCAUUAGAAGCUUAAAGUUUCAGGCGGAUUUGCAGAUUCGGAUAACUCCCGAUUGCGUCUUGAAAUUUCAUCUCUCUGUAAUCGAAGCAAUGUGGUUUUUUAGAAGAAAAGGACCCUCUGGGUUUUCGUCUUCUUCCACUGCUGAGGAAGUUACAGACGGAAUCGAUGGCACUGGUCUUACCGCCAUUGUUACAGGAGCAUCGAACGGUAUUGGCUCUGAAACAGCACGUGUUCUUGCACUACGUGGAGUCCAUGUCAUUAUGGGCGUUAGGAAUUUAGAAGCUGGUAGAAAUGUCACAGAAACCAUUGUCAAGGAGAACCCCUCUGCAAAAAUUGAUGCCAUGGAGUUGGAUCUUAGCUCCACGGCGUCUGUAAGAAAAUUUGCCUCAGAUUACCAGUCGUCCGGGUUUCCACUGAACAUCCUCAUUAACAAUGCAGGAAUAAUGGCUACCCCUUUCGGACUUUCAAAAGAUAACAUAGAGCUGCAGUUUGCGACAAACCACGUAGGCCAUUUCCUUUUGACAAAUCUACUUUUGGAAAAUAUGAAGAAAACUGCUGCUGAAAGUAAGAAAGAAGGAAGAAUUGUAAAUGUCUCCUCAGAAGCUCAUCGUUACACAUAUCCUGAAGGCAUCCGAUUUGAUGGAAUUAACGAUGAAUCAAGGUAUAAUAAAAUGCAGGCUUAUGGCCAGUCGAAGUUAUCUAAUGUUCUGCAUGCCAAUGAACUUACAAGACGUUUCAAGGAAGAAGGUUUAAACAUAACUGCAAACUCACUCCACCCAGGGAUAAUCGCCACAAAUCUUUUCCGCCACUUGAAUUAUGGCAAUGUAGUUGAAUCAGUUUGGCAGCCGAUUCUCCGACUAAGCCUGAGAAUUGGUAUAGUAAACACUGUUGGCAAACUCAUGUUUAAAAACGUUCAACAGGGUGCAGCAACGACCUGCUAUGUGGCAUUGCAUCCACAAGUAAAGGGAGUGAGUGGUGAAUAUUUUCUGAAUAGUAACCUACACAAGGCAAGCCAACAUGGCCAGGAUGUUGACUUGGCUAAGAAACUUUGGGAUUUUACCACUAAUCUACUAAAAUAAUCCAAUUCCCUAUUCUAAUUUAUCAUGGAGAUUUGUAUAUGCCUAUUAUUGUUGAGGCUCAUUUUGGCUGACUUUUUUUUUUUCUGCUUUUCUCCGUAAAUUAGUGCUGUGGUAUUUCUAUCUAGUUAGGUUGUGUAAAGUUGUAUUGUUUGUGUCUUUAGAGUACCGCAUUACAAAUAAGGAAAGGGGAUUUAGAGCUACUAUCCUCAGAACUUAAGCUGUUAAUUCAAGUUAUUUCCAAUUUCCAGAUUGGUGUUUGUAUAUGUAUUCAUGUAUUGCAUGAAGUUGCUAUAAAGCUU